AUGCUGAGGUCAGUUUUUAGAGGCCGGACUAGUUCCAUGUGGACCAGAUCGGCUCGUACCACACUGUCACCGCGUUUGUUUAUCACGGCAUCUCCCAACGUUGCUCAUUUACACUCAAGUUCCAGACUUUAUAAGGACAGCUCAAGAGAUCAGAACAUCAGAGACAGGGACGCCAACGACGAAGACGUGGAGGAUAUCAAAAAAGAGAUCGAGCGUUAUAUCCAGGACGCCAAAAAUGACACGCCAGGGAACCGCGAAUUGCGCAAGAAACGACUAGAUGACAGUAUCAAGAGACUGGAAGAGACCAUGCUACGACAACAAGAGAAGCAGCGUCUGGAAGCUCAAGAAAGCGAAAACGACGUGACUGAUAAAAAUAAGACGUCUGCUGCUGAGCAGUCGAAUGAGCAGGGGAAGUCUACAACGAACUCAGAAGACAGUCCGUUUGCCAACGAGGAGAAGCAAGCAUUCGACCAAAACAAAAAGAUUAACGACCGCAAAAAAGCAGAGGAGGAAAAACUUAAGAAAAUCCUGAAUGACCCAAACGCCAACGUGCUCGCUGUGAACAUAGGGUUUCUGGAAAUUGGGGUUUUGCUAUUUCUGCUGUCGUUCGUUUUGAGUCGUGUUUACAACACUGAAGAACAGAGGGAAAUAACGUGGCAAGAUUUUAGAUCGCAACUGCUCGCCAAAGGCUACGUUGCAAAGCUUGUUGUUAUCAACAAGUCGUUUGUGAAAGUGAUUCUUAACGAAAACGGUAAGAAUCAGCCCGAACACAGCGGUCACGAUUUCUACUUCUUUACAAUUGGCUCCAUAGAAAGCUUCGAAAGAAAACUUCAGAAGGCGCAAGAACAGAUUAAAAUUGCCGAUGACUUCAGAGUUCCAGUCAUCUAUACUCAAGAAGGCAAUUGGGCCAAGGCGAUGUACCAGAUUCUUCCGACAGCCUUGAUGAUCGGUGGUUUGAUCUGGAUUACUAAACGUUCCGCAUCGGCUGCUGGAGGCGGUGGUCCCGGUGGUAUUUUCAGUGUAGGCAAAUCAAAGGCCAAGAGAUUCAACAAGGACACCGCUGUCAAGAUCUCCUUCGAAGACGUUGCAGGCUGCGAUGAAGCUAAAGAAGAAAUUAUGGAAUUUGUGAGCUUCCUAAAAGAGCCUUCCCGCUACGAAAAACUUGGUGCUCAAAUACCCCGUGGUGCCAUUCUAUCUGGACCUCCAGGUACCGGUAAGACCUUGAUUGCCAAAGCUACAGCGGGCGAGGCAGGUGUUCCCUUUUUUUCCGUUUCUGGUUCCGAGUUUGUGGAAAUGUUUGUUGGUGUAGGUGCUUCCAGAGUUCGUGAUUUAUUCAAAAAUGCUCGUGAGAAUGCGCCCGCAAUCAUUUUUAUCGAUGAGAUUGAUGCUAUAGGUAAAGCUAGACAAAAGGGAAAUUUCUCCGGUGCUAAUGAUGAGAGAGAAAACACUUUGAACCAGCUACUGGUUGAAAUGGACGGCUUCACUGCAUCCGAUCAUAUAGUCGUUCUUGCUGGUACUAAUCGCCCAGAUGUACUAGACCAAGCGUUGAUGCGUCCCGGAAGAUUUGACAGGCACAUCAAUAUCGACAGACCCGAGCUUAAAGGUCGCAAACAGAUUUUUGAAGUUCACUUAGCCAAGAUAAAGCUAGCAGGAUCCAUGGAAGAUUUGAAAAAUAGAUUGGCAGCAUUGACUCCAGGAUUUUCUGGUGCUGAUAUCUCGAAUGUCUGUAACGAAGCUGCACUAACGGCCGCAAGAAACGAUUGUAACUCUGUGAAGCUAAGUCAUUUUGAACAGGCAAUUGAAAGGGUCAUCGGUGGCGUCGAAAGGAAGUCUAAACUUCUAUCACCUGAGGAGAAAAAGAUUGUGGCUUACCAUGAAGCUGGUCACGCUGUAUGUGGAUGGUUCUUGGAAUACGCCGAUCCUCUGCUGAAGGUGAGUAUUAUUCCUCGCGGUCAAGGCGCUCUGGGUUACGCGCAGUAUCUACCAGGUGACGUUUAUCUAUUGAGCGAACAGCAAUUAAAAGAUAGAAUGACCAUGGCCCUAGGUGGCAGAGUAUCCGAGGAACUGCAUUUCCCAUCUGUGACAAGUGGCGCCUCAGAUGAUUUCCAGAAGGUUACGCGUAUGGCUACUGCAAUGGUAACGGAAUUGGGUAUGAGUGACAAGAUCGGCUGGAUCAACUACCAAAGGAAAAGCGAAAGUGAUUUAACAAAGCCAUUUUCGGAAGAAACGGCUGCGAUCGUCGACUCCGAGGUCUACGAAAUAGUUCAAGCCUGUCACGAUCGUUGCGCUGCUCUUCUCCAAGAAAAAUCCGACGCAGUGGAAAUGGUCGCUCAGCAAUUGUUGAAGGAAGAGGUGUUGACAAGGGAGGACAUGAUUCGCAUGUUGGGGAAACGUCCCUUCUCUGAACGUAAUGACGCAUUUGACAAAUAUCUCAACGAAAAGGAAACCGAAAGGCUGCGCAAGAACGAGGAACGGGACAUAGGAAUGAGCGUUUAA
Lachancea meyersii CBS 8951 is the source of this 2496-nucleotide messenger RNA. The record is from the annotation of a GenBank genome assembly. Lineage: Eukaryota; Fungi; Ascomycota; Saccharomycetes; Saccharomycetales; Saccharomycetaceae.